AAAAAAAAAAAAAAAAAAAAAAAAAAAAAAUGUAAAAAUGGAGCAAAUUCCACUAAUUUAUUGCCAUUCUUUAGAUAAGCUCAAUGAUUCUGUAUUAAAUAUUAAAAGCGCGAUAGAGGAUAAGGGCAUAUCUUUUUUGCAAGUCUGGGAUUCUGAUAUUUCAACUCUCAUUACUGUCUCUCAGGCUCUAGGAACAAUUCAUGCUCAUGUUGAAAAUAAUGUUAUUGAGGAAGUGAUUUUUCCACAUACGGAUGAAGCUUUUCAAAGUACAAAAAUGAGCCCUCCUAAAAUGGUUUUACUUCAAUAUGUUGAGGAUAAUGUGAAAGGAGGAGAACUCGUACUUGUUGAUAGUAAGAAGGUUCUAGAAUCAAUAUUGGAUGAAAGACCAAAGUUAGCCGAGAUUUUAAUGAGACCUGGAUGUAUUUCUUUUUGUCAAAACGGAGAAUCCUUUUCGAGUUUUCCUGUUUACGAGAGAAUGUCAGAUGAUAGUAUUCGAGUACAUUUUCGUUAUGAUUCAAAAGUAUUUGUGCCAGAUUGGUCUCGUGAGGCCAUAAAAUUUCUACAUCAAAAUUAUCAUAUGAACCCAGAAUUCCAAAUUAAGGUCAUUCCUGAUGAGAAGAAUCAAAUCCUUAUAUUAGAUAAUUAUAGGAUUUUGUAUGGUCAAGAUGCAUUUAUAGGAAAUCGAAAAAUGCAUAGAGUUUGGAUAAAUAGUGAUGCCAAUAUUUCGGUUAGAAAUUUAAUAGAUAAUAAUAAAAACGAUCGGAAAACUCCUAACCUCAAACAUCAAAUAAGUACAGGUAUUAGAUUAAAUCAAAAUCUAAUAGAAAUCGAAAAGAAAUACUUAGAAUUUAAAUAUCAGUUUAACUUUAUAUAUAACCCUGAAUUUAAGGAAUUUACUCCGGUUGCCAUAUUAUAUCAAGCAUUGAAACCUCCUAUAAUUGAUGGAUCUCGGAAACCAUUGAAACCUGGAGGUUAUAGCGAUAGCGGAGCAGAUAUUGCUUAUUCAUUAAAAUCUAAUAGCAUACCUAUGGUCACUCCAGUAGAUAAUCCUUAUCCUUCAUCAGAUAUGGAUUGGGUUUUCCCUGAUACAGAGGAAGGAAUAAAUACCGCUAUUUCAAAAGGAGCAAAGACAGUUUGGGCGAAUACCGUCUUAUUUGAUGCUCAUCCACUGAAUUUUAGAUAUAAUGUUAAAAUUAUUGGCCAAUUACCUGAGGCAGCGCAAAAAUAUGACAACAAAUGGGUAACUAAUAAUUUAAUUAGAAGUCAUGAACUUCCAGUUCCAAAUUCAAUUCUUAUUGGAUACAAAAAUCGGAAUGGUAUUUACGGAUUAAAUGACUUAACCGUGGAGAUUUUACAUAAAGAGAAUAUUAAUUUCCCUCUUGUUCUUAAACCUAUACGUGGACGAGGAAGCCAAGGUGUUAAAAAAGUCGAUACUAUGGAACAGCUCAAAGCACAUGCUGAAGAGCUUUUAUCCUCUAAAACUAAUGAAUUUGGAGAUUCGUUAAUUCUUGAACAAUAUUUGGAAGGAGAUGAAAUAACUGUUGUUAUCAUGCCUCCUGGUACAUAUGAUAUUAAUUUUAAAAGUACCAAUUUUGAUAAUCAUUGGCACUUACCACCAGUAAAACGGUUUAAUCAUCACAAUGGUGUUGCUCCUUAUUCUGGUGUUGUGGCUGUGGUGGAAAAUAGUGAACUAUUAAAUAGUGUGGAAUUACAAGAUCCUACCUAUCAAAAGGUUGUGCGAGAUUGUGAACGAGCUGGCCAGAUUAUAAAAUCAUUAGCUCCGAUUCGCAUUGAUUGUCGUAGGAUAGCACAAGGGAAGCCAUUUUAUUUGUUUGAUUUAAAUAUGAAACCGAACAUAACAGGACCCGGACGCCCCGGACGUGAUAUCGAAGAUAGCUUAGUUAGUUUGUCCGCACGUGGUAUUGGGUGGACCUAUUCGGAUCUUCUCAAGAAUAUACUACGCCAAGCUUGGAUAAUGAAGUAAUAUUAUAUACUAACGUAAUAUUUUAGCACAUUCACAUAUUUAUUAAACAAAAUGUGUCGGUAUUCAUUAUUAUAAUCUUAAAAAAAAAAAAAGAUCUGAUAAUUGGCAGUGUUGGGAUGGUCAUAAGAUUUUUUGUUAUUGUUUCAGUUACAAUUUCUUAUCAAAAUCUCCUUAAUUAAUUAGUGUGAUAACCUGAAUGAUCUACAUUGAGUUAAGCCAUCACAUUUUAGAUUAAACAAAUUAGGAUAAAAUAAA
Messenger RNA from Rhizophagus irregularis DAOM 181602=DAOM 197198, 2239 nucleotides. The record is from RefSeq and is a predicted model, not a curated record. Lineage: Eukaryota; Fungi; Glomeromycota; Glomeromycetes; Glomerales; Glomeraceae.